Fusarium sp. VM40 is the source of this 2628-nucleotide messenger RNA. The record is from the annotation of a GenBank genome assembly. Lineage: Eukaryota; Fungi; Ascomycota; Sordariomycetes; Hypocreales; Nectriaceae.
AUGCCAUCGCUAGGCUUGACCAUUCUACGGAUCUUAGCACUUACUCCCGCAUUGACUCAAGCUCAAGCUCAAGCCCAGUCUCAUUCUCAUGCUCACGACCCCGGCAAUGCUGUCCCUACUCUGAACGAGUCCUCCACGACAGUUUCGACCUGCGACGCCCGAACCAUCAACUACAUCAUCCACACCCUGCCUCAAUCUUGUCUUACGAGCUCUUGGACAAGCACAACUGCGAGCGCGACCCCCUCGGCGCCCAAUUCGACAGCAGACGCCUCCUCUAACACGACACAAAGCGAUGCGCCACCCCACAACGCACAUAGCGAGUCCCAAUCCCAACAACCAGCGUCCACCGCUACCGCCCAAGAUGAAUCACAAGAUGCAGCUGGAGAUGGAGCUGCGAAACACUUCAUGUCCUUUGAGGACUGGAAGGUAAUGAUGCUACGAAAGACAGGGCAGGACCCUAAACAUCUCAAUGCCCGAAACGCAAAACCUCGGGACAGGACACCCCCAGACAUGGGACACGCUGGCCUUGGAGAGGAAGAGGAAAUAUCCCUGAACUUUGACAGUUAUUUGGAUAACACCGGAGGAUCAAAAGACCACCCAUCAGACGUUGACAAGGCUUACACAGAUGGAUCAGGCAAGGCAGUCGUUUAUGAGGACGGUCAAGCAUCCAUCUACAGAAGCAAAGAUGCUGGCAAGACGUGCAAGGAACGUUUCAACUACGCUUCGUUCGACGCCGGCGCCACCAUUCUCAAAGCAAGCCCCGGUGCCCAGAAAGCAAAAAGCAUUCUAGUCGAGAACAAAGAUUCUUACAUGCUCUUCGAGUGCCGCGCCAAAAGCAAGUUCUUCAUCGUCGAAUUGAGUGACGACGUCCUCAUCGAUACUGUCGUCCUUGCCAAUUUCGAGUUCUUCUCCAGCAUGGUCCGUCGCUUUACUGUUAGUGUUAGUGACCAUUAUCCAGUUAAGAUCGACAAAUGGAAAGAAAUUGGCACUUUUGAGGCACGAAAUACGCGAGAUCUCCAACCCUUCUUGGUUGAGAACCCGCAAAUCUACUCAAAGUACGUUCGCAUCGAAUUCCUCAACUUUUCCGGAAAGGAGUUCUGGUGCCCAGUCUCGUUACUUCGAAUCCAUGGAUCGCGCAUGAUUGAACCGUAUCACGAAUGGAACGCCGACCCAGCCCGCGACGAAGACUCGAACCCUGAUGAGGAGGUUGAAGAACCACUUCCGGAAUUGCCCUCAGGAGAAGAGUCCCCCAAGCCACGGCAGAUAGAAAAGCCCCCUGAACCUGCCAAGCCGGUAUUCAUAGAGGAGAUGCCAUACUGCAAAGUCAAUGCCACGUCACAGGUCCUCUUCGUGCCAUUGUUCUGUCCCGUGUCACUCGAUGAAUCACGCACGACAUCAAACCACAAGAGUUCGGUAGACGUUACCAGCGCUGCCUCCAUGCCCAACUCUCAAGAUGAGAGAGAGCUGAAGGGUACUGCAACACCACAUAUCUCCAGAUUUGAACACUCAGCAAGUGAAGAGCUUACAUCCUCAUUAUCCUCUACAACCAUUUCCCCAAGCGCAAAACCGGCCAUAUCACCGACAAGCCCGUCCACCGUGUCAUCUUCAAAUACCGAACCAACCUCGAAACCAGCAUCCCAGGUACCAAGCUCCAAGACAACAGCCACGCCAUCUUCUUCAACGGCAGCAUCUACCGCGAAAUCUUCACCCGCCAAUCCGAAACCUUCUCCUGCCAAUUCAAAACCCUCUCCUGCCAAUACUGCUAAUGCCAAGAAGGGCAGCACAGGAACAACCUCUGGAUCACCCGCCCCGCCUCCCGUGCAGGAAGGCUUUUUCAAAUCUGUAUCCAAGCGUCUGAUACAAGUCGAGACCAACCUUACCCUCUCUUUGAAAUACGUCGAAGAGCAAGCCCGCCAUAUGUCUGAGACUUUGUACCGUGCAGAGCAGAAGCAAAUUUCAAAGGCAACACUGUUCCUCGAGAAUCUCAACCAAACCGUUCUAGCCGAGCUACGCUCCGUUCGUGAACAGUACGACCAGAUAUGGCAGUCGACAGUCAUUGCCCUUGAAAGCCAACGUGACCAGUCUAACCGCGAGAUCUUUGCUCUCAGCACUCGUCUCAACCUCCUCGCCGACGAGGUAGUCUUUCAGAAACGAAUGGCCAUAGUACAAGCCGUGCUGCUUCUGUCGUGUCUCCUCCUCGUCAUAUUCUCCCGCAGCGGAUCCCUUCCUUACCUGGCACCUUUCAUCGACCAGGCUGGUCUGGCUCCUUACGAUGCUGGAUCGCCUGCCUCUCGCGUUCGAGCAAUGUAUGGGGGUGUUUACGACGCACAUGGGGGUGCAGAUCGCCAAAGAGUUGGAUAUAUGCCUGUGUCCGCAGAAGCGGGAGAUGAAAGCUCAACUGAGCUGCAUCAUCGCGCUUCUUUCAUCGACGACUUGCACAAUGAGCGAGUUGAACGUGAACAGCUUUCGCCACCACCGACACCAAGAUCUGACGGCUAUGCCUCAUCGUCAGAUCUUUCACCACCUCAUGAAACCCAGCCGAUCACAUUACGUCGCUUACCAGCGAUGCAUGCAGGUAAUUCACGUAAACCAUUACCAGCGUUGCCUGAGAAUCCAUCGUCGCCGUGA